GGUAGAUGAAGUAAUCGUCUGAUGCGAUCUAGUUUUACACAACUUCAGAAACAACAACUAAUCUUUACAUAUGUCAACAGAGGAAGUCGUGGCUUUAUUUCUGUCCAUCUCGGAAGUGCCGUUGGCUCAUUGUAUGGGUUCUCUGCAAAAACGUUAAUGGCGGAGAGCCAAGCUGUCGAAAAGUCAGGUCGCCGACGUUAUUCUUACCGUGAAAGGUCCAGUACCGAGAACGGAGAGAGCAGAGUACUCCAGUUAGCGGCGGAAAAAGCUGAAAAUGAAGAUGUCAGUUUCGACAACGAUGGCACAGACACAGGUCACAUGUAGACCACAGUGAUACCAAAGCAGACCCAGAUCCAUCAUACUGUGGCAGUGGAUCAAGCCUCCACCACACCCCUCCACACAUGCAGCCUGUGGCCAUAUGUUCAGGACAGGAGGAUGAUGCCUGCACAUGUCACCCCACUGGAGAGAAGCCUUACUCCUGCUCCGACUGUAACAAGACCUUCCACAGACAGGAAUCUAACACAAACUACUACACCAAGGGGGGAGGCCUCUGCCUGCCCGCGCACCUUCUUCCGUUCUGACGGACGCAAGCAACACAUGCCCACCAAGAGGACAGGCCCAAGCCGUACAUGUGCUCGCACUGCGGCAAAUACUUCUCCAACGCCACGGCGGUCGCCGCACACGGGAGAGCAGCCGUUUCCGUGCCCGUACUGUGAGAAGACGUUUGUGACCGCCAGUGUGGUGAAGGUGCAUGCCCUGUGCCACCUGAGUGAGCAACCUCGCCCGUGUACCCAGUGUGAUAAGAACUUCAGAACAGUGCAUGAUCUGAGACUUCAGCUGGUGACAAGGCCCUUCCUGUGUGAGAAGUGUCCCAACGCUUUCAGGACAGCCAGGAUUCUGCAUAACCACAAGGACUGUGACCACGCCUGUAAGGACUAGACCAAGACCUUCAAGACACCCCCAUCACCUGUGAGGACUGCAACAAGACACCCCCAUCACCUGUGAGGACUGCAACAAGACACCCCCAUCACCUGUGAGGAGUGCAACAAGACACCCCCAUCACCUGUGAGGACUGCAACAAGACACCCCAUCACCUGAAGCUCCACUCGGAGGACACGCCCUACGUCUGUCCCGACCGCCUCACCCUCCACUGCCGUACCCACGUUGCAGAGCCCAAGUCCAGGAAGACGCGCCACGAGUGUUCCAUGUG
Messenger RNA from Salmo salar (Atlantic salmon), 1210 nucleotides. RefSeq lists its product as uncharacterized. NCBI's taxonomy places the organism in Eukaryota, Metazoa, Chordata, Actinopteri, Salmoniformes, Salmonidae. The record is from RefSeq and is a predicted model, not a curated record. Gene Ontology annotation, biological process: regulation of DNA-templated transcription. Gene Ontology annotation, molecular function: RNA polymerase II cis-regulatory region sequence-specific DNA binding; DNA-binding transcription factor activity, RNA polymerase II-specific.